AUGGUGUUCUUGAGCUGGGGCCGUCCAUCUACCGAGCAACAACAACAAGUAAUCAACAAAGCAGGAACUUUCAAUUAUGACACCAAGUACAGAGGGGCUUCGUCUAGAUCAGUAGCUAAGCUAAAGGAAGAUUCAGAAGUCAAUAAAGAUGGGUUCUUGAUCAAUCAUUCUCGUGUCUUAGUUGGUUCUGGUAAAGAGAGUUACGACAAGGGGAAACAAGCUCUUCAGAACUGGAAGCAUUUUGGUAUGGAUUGGGCAUUUGUUGAUCCCAAGACACCAGUUGAGACCGGUAAGAAGUUUUGUGUAUGUGUGAAAGAAGUUCUUCCAUGGGUGAUGCUUCCUCUUCAAGUGGCUUAUGUUGAUGAAAGCAAGAGAUCUAGAAGAGGCCCUGCACAUUUUGGUUAUGGGAGCGGCACUCUUCAGGGACAUUUACUAGCUGGAGAAGAGCGGUUUUCGAUUGAGCUAGACGGAGAUGGUAAAGUGUGGUAUGAGAUAACGUCCUUGUCAAAGCCAGCUCAUUUCUUGUCCUUCCUUGGUUAUCCUUAUGUGAAGCUAAGGCAGAAGCACUUUGCUCAUCAUUCUUCUGAUGCUGUCCUCAAACAUGUUAGUGCUUCAUCAUCUUGA
This is a messenger RNA of Eruca vesicaria subsp. sativa (arugula), 624 nucleotides long. The record is from the annotation of a GenBank genome assembly. Lineage: Eukaryota; Viridiplantae; Streptophyta; Magnoliopsida; Brassicales; Brassicaceae.